AUGGCGCGUCUAAGCGGAAUUGCGGCUCUCUCUCUCCUGCUAGCCGUUGCCCUCGUUCUCUCAGCGUAUGCUUCGAAAGCGGUUGCCCAGCAGGUGGAGCGAACUUCGGAUGGUAAAUAUUCGUGUGCUGAUGUGAGGAAGGGCCAAGAUACGUUUCUAUCCCAGUAUUGCAAGACCCACUUCUCCUUUUGCGACUCGCCGACGUACAAUUACUAUGACAAUGAUUGCAAACGAGCCCCUGAAAAAAGUACCCUCCGUUUUUGGUUUAACAGGUUCUACUAUCAGCUGAAACCUUGA
This is a messenger RNA of Closterium sp. NIES-65, 297 nucleotides long. Lineage: Eukaryota; Viridiplantae; Streptophyta; Zygnematophyceae; Desmidiales; Closteriaceae. The record is from the annotation of a GenBank genome assembly.